CUGCACCAAGCGCUUAACCUCAUUGGGGUGGAGGAGAAGGCGGCGGCUGUCUGUCCCGCAGCUGCAGCAGUAGCGAAUAAUGUGGCUGAUAAAUUCAAAGAAGUGAGAUUAUUGGGUGACUUUUGAUAUAAUUGCCUGCCUGCUGACCAGAAGGUUGUACCAGUUAAUAAUUUUCCCAGCAAUCUAAGGAUGUACCAGUUUCACAAAACUUUUGCCAACUUCUGAUGGGAUACAUGGAUGUUUGUGUGUGUUACAGCUUUGCUGCUUGACAUAUGAGAGAUACUUAGUAAAUAAUGGACUGUUAAGUUAUGAAGUAUUUUGGACCAAUAGUAGAACAUCAUUCUGCCACUCACUGCUUUAUCUCCUACUAGUUAUUUAAAUUGGACUUUUAAUAUCCUACCAGCUGCUCUUCAGACACACAUGGUGCAUUGUUGCCAUUCCCUGGAUUGCAUCUUUGAAGCACAGGCUCUUAGUAACCUUCAGCAAACAAAGAGGCAACCUCCUGGGCACGUUUACUGGGAGGGUGUCACCCUGACUGCCCUCUAGCUUUUGCUGGAUCUGGAUUUGAAUUCUACCAUGGAGCCUCGCAUGGAGUCCUGCCUGGCACAAGUAUUGCAGAAGGAUGUGGGGAAACGACUGCAGGUUGGACAAGAACUUAUAGACUAUUUCUCAGACAAACAGAAGUCUGCUGACCUUGAACAUGACCAGACCAUGCUAGAUAAACUUGUGGAUGGACUUGCUACGUCUUGGGUGAACUCUAGCAAUUACAAGGUUGUCCUCCUGGGCAUGGACAUCCUGUCAGCGUUGGUCACCCGGCUGCAGGACCGGUUCAAGGCGCAGAUCGGCACAGUGCUGCCAAGUUUAAUAGACAGACUGGGAGAUGCUAAAGACUCUGUGAGGGAGCAAGACCAAACUCUGCUGCUAAAGAUCAUGGAUCAAGCUGCUAACCCCCAGUAUGUAUGGGACCGAAUGCUGGGAGGCUUCAAGCAUAAGAACUUCCGGACCCGGGAAGGCACGUGUCUCUGCCUUGUUGCCACACUCAAUGCCUCUGGAGCACAUACUUUAACAUUAAGCAAGAUUGUACCACAUAUAUGUAACUUACUUGGAGAUCCAAAUAGCCAGGUUCGAGAUGCAGCAAUAAACAGCUUAGUGGAAAUUUACAGACACGUAGGAGAACGUGUGAGGGCAGAUCUCAGUAAAAAAGGAUUGCCUCAGUCCCGAUUGAAUGUAAUUUUUACAAAAUUUGAUGAAGUCCAAAAAUCUGGAAACAUGAUACAAACUGCAAAUGAUAAAAAUUUUGAUGAUGAAGAGUCUGUGGAUGGUAAUAGGCCUUCUUCUGCCAGUUCUACAUCAUCCAAAGCCCCACCAAGCUCACGGAGGAACAUUGGAAUGGGGACCACCCGCCGGCUUGGAUCAUCUUCUCUUGGAUCCAAGUCUUCAGCUGCAAAAGAAGGAGCUGGUGCUGUUGAUGAAGAGGACUUUAUUAAAGCAUUUGAUGAUGUACCUGUAGUGCAGAUUUAUUCUUGCCGAGACCUUGAAGAAUCCAUAAACAAGAUUAGGGAAAUAUUAUCUGAUGACAAGCAUGAUUGGGAGCAAAGAGUAAAUGCUCUAAAAAAGAUUAGAUCUUUACUUUUGGCUGGCGCGGCCGAAUAUGAUAACUUCUUUCAGCAUUUGCGUCUUCUGGAUGGAGCUUUUAAACUAUCUGCUAAGGAUCUGCGGUCUCAGGUAGUGCGGGAGGCUUGUAUCACGCUGGGGCAUCUAUCAUCAGUUCUGGGAAAUAAGUUUGACCAUGGAGCUGAAGCCAUUAUGCCAACUAUCUUUAAUUUAAUUCCAAACAGUGCCAAAAUUAUGGCCACUUCUGGUGUUGUAGCUGUUAGGUUGAUCAUUAGGCACACUCACAUUCCUAGGCUCAUACCUGUCAUAACAAGCAACUGUACCUCUAAGUCUGUCGCAGUUAGAAGGCGCUGUUUUGAGUUUUUAGAUUUACUUUUACAAGAAUGGCAGACACAUUCACUGGAACGACACAUAUCAGUAUUAGCUGAAACAAUAAAGAAAGGAAUACAUGACGCUGAUUCUGAAGCAAGGAUAGAAGCCAGAAAGUGUUACUGGGGUUUCCACAGUCACUUCAGCAGGGAAGCAGAGCAUUUAUACCACACCUUGGAGUCCUCCUACCAGAAAGCUCUGCAGUCCCAUUUGAAGAACUCAGACAGCAUCGUGUCUCUGCCCCAAUCUGAUCGUUCAUCUUCUAGCUCUCAAGAGAGUCUCAACCGGCCACUCUCUGCCAAAAGAAGUCCUACUGGAAGUACCACCUCUAGAGCCUCCACAGUUAGUACCAAAUCGGUGUCAACGACUGGUUCCCUCCAGCGGUCUCGAAGUGACAUUGACGUGAAUGCAGCGGCCAGCGCCAAGUCCAAAGUCUCCUCAGCUUCAGGCACCACACCCUUCAGCUCUGCAGCAGCCUUGCCUCCAGGGUCAUAUGCAUCCUUAGAUGGUACUGCCACUAAAGCUGAGGGUCGGAUCCGCACGAAGCGGCAGAGCUCUGGGAGUGCCACCAACGUUGCCUCUAUACCUGAUAAUCGAGGCCGCAGUCGCGCUAAAGUGGUUUCACAGUCCCAGCGAUCCAGAUCUGCUAAUCCCGCUGGUGCUGGCAGCCGGUCAAGUUCCCCAGGGAAAUUGUUGGGAAGUGGUUACAGUGGCCUGACUGGGGGUUCUUCAAGAGGCCCACCUGUGACACCCUCUUCCGAAAAGCGAAGCAAGAUUCCCAGGAGUCAGGGAUGUAGCCGAGAAACAAGUCCAAACCGUAUAGGAUUAGCACGGAACAGCCGUAUCCCUCGACCCAGCAUGAGUCAGGGGUGCAGCCGCAACACCAGCCGUGAGAGCAGCCGUGAUACAAGCCCUGCUCGGGGCUUCCCUCCACUUGAUCGGUUUGGGCUUGGUCCAGCAGGAAGAGUUCCUGGUGCUGGGAGUGCCAUGCGGACUCUGAGCACAAGCGCUGACCUCGAAGCUGCCGUUGCGGAUGCUUUGCUGUUAGGAGACUCCAGGAGCAAGAAGAAGCCUGUGAGGAGGAGAUAUGAGCCAUAUGGGAUGUAUUCUGAUGAUGAUGCCAACAGUGAUGCCUCGAGUGUUUGCUCUGAGCGCUCAUAUGGUUCCAGGAAUGGUGGCAUUCCCCAUUACCUGCGGCAGACUGAGGAUGUAGCUGAAGUUCUCAACCACUGUGCUAGUUCAAACUGGUCAGAAAGGAAAGAAGGGCUUCUGGGCUUGCAGAACUUACUGAAGAGCCAAAGAACACUGAGUCGAGUAGAAUUGAAAAGAUUGUGUGAGAUCUUCACCCGCAUGUUUGCUGACCCUCAUAGCAAGAGAGUUUUCAGUAUGUUUUUGGAGACACUUGUGGAUUUUAUAAUAAUUCAUAAGGAUGACUUGCAAGACUGGCUUUUUGUCCUUCUCACACAAUUACUUAAGAAAAUGGGAGCGGAUUUACUGGGAUCUGUGCAAGCAAAAGUUCAGAAGGCUCUAGAUGUCACAAGGGAUUCCUUUCCAUUUGAUCAACAAUUUAACAUUUUGAUGAGAUUUAUUGUGGAUCAAACUCAAACUCCUAACCUCAAGGUCAAAGUUGCAAUCCUGAAGUACAUUGAAUCUCUCGCUAGGCAGAUGGAUCCAACAGAUUUUGUGAACUCCAGUGAGACAAGGCUUGCAGUUUCUAGAAUUAUAACCUGGACAACAGAACCAAAGAGUUCAGAUGUGAGAAAGUCCCCGCUUCAGCGUAGUCGAGUAGGUGAGGAUUUCCCCACCAGGUCAACUUCAACCUGCUCUGGGCCUGGAGAAGGAAACUUGGAAGAAAAUUGUAAACAGGCAGCACAAAUUGUGCUAAUCUCUCUGUUUGAAUUGAACACUCCUGAAUUUACCAUGUUACUUGGUGCCUUACCAAAAACAUUCCAGGAUGGUGCCACCAAACUCCUGCAUAGCCACCUCAAGAAUUCCAGUAACACCAGUGUGGGCUCUCCAAGCAAUACAAUUGGCCGGACUCCCUCCCGACACACCAGCAGCAGGACCAGCCCCCUGACCUCACCCACCAACUGUUCCCAUGGGGGCCUGUCUCCAAGUCGGUUGUGGGGCUGGAGUGCUGAUGGGUUAUCGAAGCACCCCCCUCCCUUUUCUCAGCCUAACUCCAUCCCCAUCGCUCCCUCCCACAAGAUUCUCAGGCGCUCUUCCUCUCCCAGCAUGCUGGACUAUGAUACAGAAAACCUGAAUUCUGAAGAAAUCUAUAGUUCUUUGCGUGGAGUUACAGAAGCCAUUGAAAAAUUUAGUUUUCGAAGCCAAGAGGAUCUGAAUGAACCAAUUAAACGAGAUGGCAAAAAGGACUGUGAUAUUGUGUCCCGUGAUGGUGGAGUUGCCUCCCCUGCCACUGAGGGCCGAGGUGGCAGCGAUGUGGUGGAAGGAGGCAGAAUGGCUCUGGACAACAAGACCUCCCUCCUCAACACGCAGCCUCUGCGUGCCUUCCCAGGGCCACGGGUACGAGACUACAACCCAUAUCCCUACUCAGACACCAUCAACACCUAUGACAAGACUGCCCUGAAGGAGGCUGUGUUUGACGAUGACAUGGAGCAGCUUCGAGAUGUGCCCAUUGACCAUUCUGACUUGGUGGCUGAUCUUCUGAAAGAGCUGUCCAACCACAAUGAGCGGGUAGAGGAACGGAAAGGCGCCCUGCUGGAGCUGCUCAAGAUCACACGGGAAGACAGCCUAGGCGUCUGGGAGGAGCACUUCAAGACCAUUCUGCUCUUGCUGUUGGAGACACUCGGAGACAAAGACCAUUCCAUCCGAGCACUGGCACUGAGAGUUUUACGAGAAAUUCUGAGAAACCAGCCAGCAAGAUUUAAAAACUAUGCUGAACUGACGAUCAUGAAGACUCUGGAAGCCCACAAAGACUCCCAUAAGGAGGUGGUGAGGGCUGCUGAGGAGGCCGCAUCCACACUAGCCAGCUCCAUCCACCCAGAACAGUGCAUCAAAGUGCUCUGCCCCAUCAUCCAGACAGCCGACUACCCCAUCAAUCUCGCCGCCAUCAAGAUGCAGACCAAAGUCGUCGAGAGGAUCGCCAGGGAGUCCCUGCUGCAGCUCCUUGCCGACAUCAUCCCAGGCUUGCUGCAGGGUUAUGACAACACUGAAAGUAGUGUGCGUAAGGCCAGCGUGUUUUGUUUAGUGGCAAUCUAUUCUGUAAUUGGAGAAGAGCUGAAACCUCACCUCGCCCAGCUCACAGGAAGCAAGAUGAAGUUACUAAACCUAUAUAUAAAGAGGGCCCAAACCACGAACAGCAACAGCAGCUCAUCCUCCGACGUCUCCACACACAGCUAAUGGCACCGCCAAGGUGUCUUCGUGUAGCCCUGGAAGCAGAUGGUGGUGCCUCUCAGAGACCUCCUCCUUCCUCUCCCCUUCAUCAGCUGCCCAGUCAGUACAAGGAGGCCCACAAAUAUUUAUUACAAUCAGUAUUUUGGUCCCUUCCAGCUUUUGUGUAGAAUCUUACUGUUAUUGAAUGUAAAGGAAGCAAGGCCUGUAUUGUAGUCUUCACAUGAAACAAAAUGAAUAAGAACAGAGCCAUACUUAGCACAUCUCACACAGCCUGCUGCAGCCAUUAGCCAUGUGUGUGAGGUGCGAUUCCGGAAAAUCAGAGCUCUCUCGCCGGUACUCAUUAGCAAGUAGCAUUUUCUCUUCAGUUAAUGACCGAUUUGAAGAGGGUGUGUUAAUUUGUGUCUGUUUUUCAUCUUAGCUUACUUUCCUAAGGAUCUGGCCUGUGGGGCAGACUCCAGUUCCUUCCCAACUGAUACCAUGAAAGGGUUGUACAUUCUCUAAGUUGUAUUUUGAGCCCACUAAGAAUGUGAAUCCGAUCUUGGCAGGAAAUGGAGAAAAGCCUGAAGACAGUCUCUUAACAAACACGUGGAGUUUUGCUUUAAUAUUUAGACUGAGGGCUAACUGCUCUCACUUUUAGUUUAGAAGGGCACCCUCCAUGUCUCCUUCCAGGACAGGCUUCCAGCCCCUCUGAACAACUCCACUGAUGUUAUCCCCACCCCAGAGCUGCCACUUAAAAGAAUUCUUCAAGUUUAAUAAAUACAAACACAAAAGUCAAAAUAGAUUGAUAGCAUCACUUAGUAGAUGCCUAAAAUGGCAUUUCAUGAAGCAUAGAAGAUACAGAGCAGUCUAACUACUCAGAUCUCGGGGAGACACUGCUUUAGCAAGGCCCCUUCCGCCCCAGCUCAUGGUGAUCAGACGGGGCACCACCUUUUCCCCUCCUCCCCCCUUUGCCUAAGCUGCUCAGCUCUCAGUGUUCUCAUCAGUCUGGUAAAUGGCAACCCUACCAUCCCAGUUUCGGCUUUUAAGAUCAAAGAAAAGUCUAGAGAGAGCCAGUAUCAGGAUCAUUUUUUAUUAAUUUUGUAGACUGAAGUACUUCCUUCAUCACCUGUUGAAAUAGUCCUUGUUUGAGUAAAAAGUUAUUACGGUGAGUGGCAAAUUGCAGAAAAAGAGGAUUUGAAACAUAGUUUUAGAGUUUGUUUCCUUUUUUUCAAUGAGAAAUUACCUGAGAAACUACCCCUUUAAAAAAUUUAUUAAGGGCUUGAUUACUCCAAUAAGAGUAAGUAGAUUUGGAGUCUGGUUAACUAAGUUUUGAGUAAAAUUCUUAAAGCCAAAUGGAAAAUACAAUAAGAAACUGCUUACUGUGCUGUUUUAGAUUCUUUAAAUUGAGCUGAUUUUUCCGCAAGGAAAUGCCUAUUCUGAUGUUAAUUUUUAAUGAGAUGUUUGUUCCCAUGCAAAGGCCCUACUGCUGCUCCCUGAAAAGCAGAGACUGUGUGGUUCUUCCCACUGAUCUCCACAGACUCCCUCUUCUUUGACCCUGCAGCUUUUUGAUGUUGGAAGUUGUAAAAAAAAAUAUAUAGAAAACAUAACUUUCCUUCAGAAUUUAUUUUAGAUACUUCGUUUGGAAAUAGGCACUGAAAAUGAAGGUCCAGGAACAGUGAGGCCAGGGUGCCUUCACUGAGGGAGGUGUGUGCUUGUGUGCAUGUCCCGCCAGGGUAGGAGUAUCUUGCACAUGUAGGAAGUACCUCGUUGCUGCUGUUAGGGGAACUUCAGGGGUGCAUUUUAAGUUGUUAAAUAUUAUUGACUUAUUUUUAGCUCAAAACAUAGCAGAACCAGGCCUUACUUUUGUUGAUAGGUACCAUUUGUUUGUUAAUGUUUCACUAAUGGGAUUUCCUUUUUACUCUGUACAAAUGAAUCAGAGCACCUUCGGAUUACUCCUGUGUUGUAUAAGCGUGCACUCUGGCUAGGUUAUUGAUGAGUUCUUUUAUGCCUAAUGCAUUUAAAAAGGCCUCCCUUCUUCAACUCGUUGACUCACCGUCUCCAUGAUCUGUAGUUGGGAAGAACCUUGACCAUUGCCAGAUACCCUCAUAGUACUCACAGAGGGCUAGCCUUGAAGGUCAUUCGCCUGGCCUUCAACCUCCUGACUUAGAGAUACAAUCACUCACAGGUCUGUUGGCCUCAAUCAGAACUGCUGCCUGCUGCCUCCACCUCCCUGCAGGGCUCCUGUCUGGAUGAAACACCACAAAAGAGCAAAGCAACCAAAACUGUUUGCUUCCCUGUGCACCUGAUGGUCCAGGGCACCCAAAAUUCACCCGACCCCAUGGACAAGGUGGGACAGCUGCUCCCACUUACCCUCAAGCUACUGCCAUCUCUGUUGAAGCCCCCAUGCAUCCCACAGGUGUAGGCCAAGAUGCGGCUCCCUGCAAGAGCACUAGUGCACUAGUGCACUAGUGUGCUUCUCCGGACCCAGUGCCCGCAGCCUGCCCUGGGGCUGCCUUUCUCUGGCUCAUCCUUAGCUUCUCAUACCCUGUGCAGGUAAUGCAACUGAUUUCUAUCUCAUGCAUCUUUUUCUUUCCCUGCCACCCUUUAUUUAUCAAGCAUAAUAUUACACAUCAAAGAACAGCAAAUAAGAACUUGUAGAAUCCCACCAGGACUUUGCUAACAGUGAUGUUUGGAGAUAACAAACAAAAUGCUCUGAAAAAUAUUGGCUACCAAAAUAGUUCUGUCAGCACUGUGUUUGCAUGGACCCCACAUCCCCAGGUUGGAUUUUUGUUUUUUGUUUUUGUUUUUUUUGGGAUUUUUCAUGUCACAUCCAUAUCUGUAUUUAUAUCUCAUUUGUUUCACUUUCAAGUGUAUCAUGGCAAAUGUACAGACUUUUUUUGUUAAUAAUGUGCUAGGAUUUGCUAAAAAAGAAAACACAAAAAAAGUCCUUUUGAGUUUGCCCUAGAAUAAAUGAAACAAUUCAUCUUCUUGCA
Messenger RNA from Manis javanica (Malayan pangolin), 8312 nucleotides. The record is from RefSeq and is a predicted model, not a curated record. NCBI's taxonomy places the organism in Eukaryota, Metazoa, Chordata, Mammalia, Pholidota, Manidae.